Budorcas taxicolor (takin) is the source of this 1707-nucleotide messenger RNA. RefSeq names its product WSC domain containing 2 (gene WSCD2). The record is from RefSeq and is a predicted model, not a curated record. The transcript has 9 exons. NCBI's taxonomy places the organism in Eukaryota, Metazoa, Chordata, Mammalia, Artiodactyla, Bovidae. Bases 1 to 1707 code for a protein of 568 amino acids.
AUGGCCAAGCUCUGGUUCAAAUUCCAGCGGUACUUCCGCAGGAAGCCUGUGCGUUUCUUUACCUUCCUGGUGCUCUACCUGACGGCUGGGAGCCUUGUGUUCCUUCACUCUGGUUUUGUGGGUCAGCCUGCCGUCUCCCAGAACCAGGCCAACCCCGCUGUGGGGGUCCCAGUGGAGGGCGCUGAGCUGACCUUCCUGGGUGACUUAAAUCUGGGCAGAGGUUUCCGGGACACAGGUGAAGUCUCAAGCAUCGCCCGCAGGUACGGACCCUGGCUCAAGGGCAAGGACGGGAAUGAGAGAGCCAAGCUAGGGGACUACGGGGGAGCCUGGAGCCGGGCCCUCAAGGGGAGGGUCGUCCGGGAGAAGGAGGAGGAGCGAGAAGCACAGAGAGCUAAGUACCUCGGCUGCUACCUGGAUGACACCCAGAGCCGGGCCCUUCGAGGCGUGUCCUUUUUCGACUACAAAAAGAUGACUGUCUUCCGUUGCCAGGACAACUGUGCAGAACGGGGUUACCUGUAUGCUGGGCUGGAGUUCGGCGCCGAGUGCUACUGUGGCCACAAGAUCCAGGCGGCGAACGUGAGCGAGGCGGAGUGUGACAUGGACUGCAAGGGCGAGCGGGGCAGCGUGUGCGGGGGAGCCAACCGCCUGUCCGUCUACCGGCUGCAGCUGGCCCAAGAGUCAGCCCGCAGGUAUGGAAGUGCAGUCUUCCGAGGCUGCUUCCGCAGGCCCAACAACCUCUCCCUGGCCUUGCCCGUGACGGCCGCCAUGCCCAACAUGUCCGUGGAUAAGUGUGUGGACUUCUGCACGGAGAAGGAGUACCCACUGGCAGCCCUUGCAGGUACUGCCUGCCACUGUGGCUUUCCCACCACACGGUUCCCCCUGCACGAGAGAGAGGACGAGCAGCUCUGUGCCCAGAAGUGCAGUGCGGAGGAGUUCGAGAGCUGCGGGACCCCCAGUUACUUCAUCGUGUACCAGACGCAGGUCCAAGACAACCGCUGCAUGGACAGACGGUUCCUCCCAGCCAAGUCCAAGCAGCUCAUUGCUCUGGCCAGCUUCCCGGGAGCUGGCAACACGUGGGCUCGCCACCUGAUCGAGCUGGCCACAGGCUUCUACACUGGCAGCUACUACUUCGAUGGUUCUCUGUACAACAAAGGGUUCAAAGGUGAGCGGGACCACUGGCGCAGUGGGAGGACCAUCUGCAUCAAGACACAUGAGAGUGGCCAGAAGGAGAUCGAGGCCUUCGACGCAGCCAUCCUGCUCAUCCGCAACCCCUACAAGGCCCUCAUGGCAGAGUUCAACCGCAAGUACGGCGGACACAUUGGCUUUGCUGCCCACGCCCACUGGAAGGGCAAAGAGUGGCCGGAGUUCGUGAGGAACUACGCCCCUUGGUGGGCCACUCACACGCUGGACUGGCUCAAGUUCGGCAAGAAGGUGCUGGUGGUGCACUUUGAGGACCUGAAGCGCGACCUCUUCGUCCAGCUGGGCCGCAUGGUGGGCCUGCUGGGUGUGGCCGUCAGGGAGGACCGGCUGCUGUGCGUGGAGAGCCAGAAAGACGGCAACUUCAAGCGCUCCGGGCUCCGCAAGCUGGAGUACGACCCCUACACGGCGGACAUGCAGAGGACCAUCUCCGCCUACAUCAAGACGGUGGACGCGGCGCUCCGGGGCAGGAACCUCACGGGCGUGCCCGACGACUACUACCCCAGAUGA